UCAUGCAACUCUGUAAUGGACAGCUGUUUCGAGUAAACAAACGAAGUAAUUACUAUUCCACAAUUGUUUACGUAUUUAUUAGACACCCACACAACGAUUACGCUUCAAACUACGCUCGGUACUCACUGUCGCAGCGUGGGAAUGGCCCGCUCCUCGUAAUCUUCAUAGGAGUUGCGUGGCACGCUCUUGUUGCGCCUGCGCAGCGAUCCCUGGCGGCUGGACAUGGCAAUUGAAAUGCCGGAGGGUUACACGAAAGCCACUGCCUGGCUGCAAAUCCACAGCCUGCUGAACAGUAUCAACCACAUGCUCAUCUUUCUGGUGGCCGUCUUCUUUUUCUUCCUGGCGCGCAGUCUGGAGUUCAAGGACACCGCCAUGCAUAUGUUUAUGACGGGCAUUGGGUUCCACGUCCUUAUCGCCCAGGCCAUGAUGUCACACUCGAAAGUGAAUCCGCUCACCCGUUGGCUGUCGCACCGAAACAAGUCGCGCUUUCACGCCAUCCUGCAGAUUGUGGGUGGCUCUAUGGUUCUGUUGGGAUCCCUGGGCAAAUUUUCCAGCAAGGAGGUGCACUUCAACACCUGGCACGGCCGAGUGGGAGGAGCUGCUUCUUUUUUCUGCGCGGCCAGCAUUGUGGGCGGUUUUGUCAACUAUUUCCAGCCCAAGUUCGCCCUGAAUGUGAUGCCUUCAUCGGAGCUUCGCUUCCGCCAUAAUCUAUUUGGCUUGGUCACCUUCAGCCUGGGCAUGGGCGCCAUUACCCUUGGCUACUACUCGAAAUUCUUCUCCAAGUAUGUGGACACAGAUUUUAUUCCCGGCAUGAUGCUGAUCACCGUCCUGGUUUAUGGACUCACCAUCAUUGCGCCGGUAUCAUCGCUCCUAACUAAACUUAAGUAUCGGUCCAAAAGGAAAGCGGUGAAUCAAGGCUAACCGAAAUUUUGUCUGGUUCUAGUAUGAAAAUAAAGAGCUUGGCGUUUGGCCAAAUUGAAA
Molecule: messenger RNA, 981 nt
Organism: Drosophila erecta
Lineage: Eukaryota; Metazoa; Arthropoda; Insecta; Diptera; Drosophilidae
Exons: 4
Coding region: 223-921 (232 amino acids)
Molecular function (GO): transmembrane monodehydroascorbate reductase activity
Source: RefSeq, a predicted model, not a curated record